GGGAGCUUCAGAGUCUUGGAGACAGCUUACAAGCUGGUCAAGACUUGUAUAGAGCAUGGUUGCGUCGCCAUCAGCUUGAAAGCCAUCGAGGCGGUAGCCAUGCGGCUGGAUGCACUCGAGCACUUGGAGACAGAUGUUGAUAAAGCGAGGUUGUGCCAGUGUAACGUGCAUUAUUAUGCGCUUCGGGUUCACUUGGCGUGGCUGCAAGGCAGACCGGACAUUGCAGAUCAUUUGUUUCUCAAACUCCCUGAAUCGAUCACUGGCGAUACCUGUGUUCUGGAUGUUUGCUUCAAGGUUGGGAGCUUGGCGCUAUCUUGCAGUCAGUAUGAUGUGGCGGCGAAGUGGCUGGAAAGGGGGUGGGAGCAAUGCAAGCUGCUUGCUUCUAGUUCUGAAGGAUCUGAUGUAGCUUCGCAGGAUAAGGAGCUUCUGAUUCUGCAUGCUUUAGUGCGAGCGAAUACUCACCUUGAUACGCAUGACUCGAAAGACAAUCUUGUGAGAACCCUCGGUCACUUGAAAUCUCAGUAUAGUAAUAUGUUUUCAAUUCGGCUUCUGGAGCUUGAAGUCCUUGCUCGAGGGAACAGAGAUGUGGAACGGUACUUCCAAGGUGAGGUGUCCCACUAUCAUUUAGAGCAGUCACUGAUAUUCUUGGCAGUACUACAAGACGCCUUGAAGGUGGUAGAUGCCUCAGAAAGCAGCUUCAGGAUGUGCGGGUAA
Molecule: messenger RNA, 714 nt
Organism: Aspergillus uvarum CBS 121591
Lineage: Eukaryota; Fungi; Ascomycota; Eurotiomycetes; Eurotiales; Aspergillaceae
Exons: 5
Biological process (GO): meiotic cell cycle; regulation of synaptonemal complex assembly
Source: RefSeq, a predicted model, not a curated record